AUGUCGAAUAGACCCAUCUUCGUGGCUACUCAUCCCCGUUCAUGCUCGACUGCUUUCGAAAGAGUGUUCAUGACUCAACGCGACGCCCUCCAUUGCAUCCACGAACCAUUUGGUGAUGCCUUCUAUUAUGGCCCGGAGAGACUAAGUUCGAGAUACGAGAGUGAUGAGAAGGCCAGGCUCGACAGUGGCUUUGCCCAGUCGACCUUUCGCACAGUCCUGGACAGAAUUGAGAAAGAGGGUGCCGAGGGCAAGCGUAUCUUCAUCAAGGACAUCAUACAUUAUCUCGUCCCUCCGAAUGGUGCACCACCGUCGAUCGCUCCUUCUUUGGCCAGAAAGGAACGAGGCAUUGGUACGUUCGAGCCUCACUCCAAUGAUGUGGCCAGCGUUGCGCCGCUUGCUCCUAAUUCGUACGCUACUGAACCCGAGCUUCGAAACCCAACGGUAGUUCCAAGCGAAAUGUUAGGCCAAUUCCAUUUUACCUUCCUCAUCCGCCAUCCACGCUACAGCAUUCCUUCUUACUAUCGUUGCACUGUUCCACCACUUGAUGAAGUCACUGGAUUCCACAAUUUCAUGCCUUCCGAGGCCGGUUAUGACGAGCUUCGGCGCGUCUUUGACUUUCUGCGUAGUGUUGGUCAGGUGGGCCCUGAGAUUGCAUCUCAGAACAUCCAUGUGAAUGGAAGCACGAACGGUAAUGCCAACAGAGUGGACAUCUGCGUUGUCGAUGCAGAUGAUCUACUCGAUAAUCCAGCCGGGAUCAUUGCAGCUUAUUGUAAGAGUGUGGGAAUCGGGUACCACGAGCAGAUGCUCAGUUGGGACUCCGAGGAGGACCAAAAGCAAGCCAAGGAUGCCUUUGAGAAAUGGAAGGGCUUUCACGAGGAUGCCAUGAACAGCUGCGAUCUUAAACCGCGGAAAUACAAGAAGAAAGCAAAGAGCGAUGAAGAGGAAGACCGCGAGUGGGUCCAGAAGUUUGGAACGGAAGGAGCGAAGGUCAUCCGGCAGACGGUCAAUGCAAACUUCAAGGACUACGAAUACCUCAAGCAGUUCGCCUUGACAGCCUGA
Messenger RNA from Letharia columbiana, 1059 nucleotides. RefSeq lists its product as uncharacterized. Bases 1 to 1059 code for a protein of 352 amino acids. The record is from RefSeq and is a predicted model, not a curated record. The transcript is spliced from 4 exons. Lineage: Eukaryota; Fungi; Ascomycota; Lecanoromycetes; Lecanorales; Parmeliaceae.